GAGAGCAGACACCGUUCAGUUUGGCCCAUCUGCAGACUAUAACCUUGGAAAUACUACAAAGAGGGAACCUAAACUUUUCUCCAUUGCUUUCAGACAACCCCCUCCAAAAAAAGAAGAAAAAAACCCGGACCGAUCUGUUUCUCUUCUUCAAUGGAAGCAGUGUGCUCGCCUGAAACUUCGGUGAACUUUUCUCCGCAGUAGUUAGUCGCCGGGACGGUUUCGCUGUGAGACAUGCCGGAGCGAAUCAGCAUUUCGGACUUCGUGGUACUGACGAAUGAGGAUUUGGCUUCGCCCGGGACGUCCAGUUUUCAGUCCAAAAUGAGCGACUGUCGGAACACGGUGUCGGCCGUGGAGGAGUCCCUGGAGAUCGACCAGGCUACACUGCAGAGGAUGAAGAAGACCAUCAAAGCUAUACACACCUCUGGACUCACCCACGUGGAAAACAAGGAGCAGUACAUCGAGGUGCUGGAGAGCCUGGGGAAUAGCCACCUGACCCAGGACAACAAUGAAGUCUCCACAGGAUUCCUCAACCUGGCUGUGUUCACCCGAGAGGUCACAGCACUCUUCAAAAACCUGGUGCAGAACCUCAAUAACAUCAUGGCCUUCCCUUUAGAAAAUGUCCUGAAGACUGAGCUGCGAGACAGCAGACUAGAGCUAAAGAAACAGAUGGAGAAGAGUUGGAAGGAGUAUGACAUAAAAAUAGGAAAGCUGGAAAAGGAGAGGAGGGAGAAGAGCAGGCAGCUGGGGCUGAUCAAGAUGGAGGGAUCAGAUGGAGGAGAGGACAUGGAGAGAGAGAGGAGGACCUUCCAGCUGCAGAUGUGUGAGUAUCUUCUGAAGAUCCAGGAGCUGAAGGUCCGUCAGGGCCCCGACCUUCUCCAGAGUCUCAUUAAGUACUUCCAGGCCCAGCUCAGUUUCUUUCAGGACGGACUGAAAGCAGCUGAGAACCUCACCCCCUUUGUCGAGAAGCUAGCUGCAUCUGUGCACACGAUACGCGUAGACCAGGAUGAGGAGGUGCGACAGUUGUUGCAGUUGAGGGACUCUCUCCGACUGCUCCUACAAGUGGAAGGGAAAGAGGAAUACCUGAAUAGGAAGAACUCUGGCAGUGGCUACAGCAUCCAUCAACCCCAAGGCAACAAGAAGUACGGGACAGAAAAAUCUGGUUUUCUGCUGAAGAAGAGUGAUGGGAUUAGGAAGGUGUGGCAGAAAAGGAAGUGCGGGGUCAAAUAUGGCUGCUUGACCAUAUCCCACAGCACGAUCAAUAGGCCGCCGGCCAAAUUGAACUUGUUGACCUGUCAGGUGCGGCCCAACCCUGAGGAAAAGAAGACCUUUGACCUGGUCACUCACAAUCGGACGUACCAUUUUCAGGCGGAGGAUGAGCAGGAAUGUAUGAUUUGGGUGUCGGUGUUACAGAACAGUAAGGAGGAGGCCCUGAACACGGCAUUAGGAGGAGACCAACUCCACCUGCAAGACAGCGGGCUCCAGGAACUCUCCCGAGCCAUCAUCACCGAACUACGACACAUGCCCGGCAAUGAGGCUUGCGCCGACUGCGGAGCACCAGAUCCUACCUGGCUAUCCACCAACCUGGGCAUCCUGACCUGUAUUGAAUGUUCUGGGAUCCACAGAGAACUGGGAGUACAUUACUCCAGGAUCCAGUCUCUAACGCUGGAUGUACUCAGCACCUCUGAGCUACUGCUGGCGGUCAGCAUCGGCAACACCAGAUUCAAUGACAUCAUGGAAGCAGGCCUUCCCAAUGACUCUAUCAAGCCACUCCCACAAAGUGACAUGAAUGCCAGAAAGGAGUACAUUGUAGCAAAGUAUGCGGAGCGUCGCUACGUCCUGCGGAGAGAGGAAGCAGAACCUUCCCGGGUUUAUGAUGCCGCGAGGAGUCGGGACCUCACUUCCCUUCUACAGCUCUACGCCGAGGGAGGGGACCUGGCCAAACCGCUCGCCGUGCCCGAUGGGAAGGACAUCAGAGAGACUGCCCUCCACCUCUCUGUGCGUCUGGAGGAGAAGAGUUCUCUGGCACUGGUGGACUUCCUCAUCCAGAACAGUAACUGUCUGGAGAAGAGAACGACAGAGGGAAACACUGCUCUCCACUACAGUGUUCAACACCACAAGCCCGAGUCUCUCAAACUGCUGCUUAAAGGAAAAGCUGCCCUUCACACAGUGAACUCAGCAGGAGAGACAGCUCUGGAUAUCGCCAGAAGGCUGCAACACACCCAGUGCAUUGAGCUGUUGGAGCUGGCACAAAGUGGGAAGUUCAACUCUCAGAUCCAUGUGGAUUUCUUGUGGGAGACUCAGGAGCUGUAUGACAGUGAGGAUGACCUGGAUGAGAGGACAAGCCCAUCGUCCAGAAGCCGUCGCUCUCCUCUUCCCUCAAAUGGAGCUGUCAGGGCGUCGUCCGCCCGCUGUAGCAUGGUCAAUGGUGCAAACGCAAAUACGGGAGGCAGGCCCUGUCAGACCUAUGAGAACCUGGACUUCCUGUAUGGAAACCCUCCUGCCAAUAGCGCUCCAUCUGGAGGCUCCAUGCCACCACCGUUGCCAGCUAAAUCCAUCCAAAGAGGUCGCUCGGAUCCCCAGAUCUCUGUCACCAGCCAAGAAGGAAACCACGUCCCAAGGCGCUGCUCAAACCCGCCCUCCCAGCCAUCCAGUCACCAGAUUCAGGCUAGACACAGCCCUCCGUCCCCCAGUCAAGAGACGCAGGGCCAGGGGGCCAGACCACCAAGAUCUCCCCACGCACAGGGAGCCCUGCCAAGGGGACAGAGGCAGUGCAUGUCCUGGGAGGGUCAGUCUGGUUCUGGUUCUGGUUCUCAAAGCAGCAUCGCUUCAACAUCCUCUCAGAACCACAUAGGGCCUGUGAGUUCAGAGAAGACCACAUCGUAUCGUCGGACCAGCAACGGAGGAGCGGGGCAGGGAAAGAGUGGUGUGGUGUCCCCAACGUGUGUGGGCAGUCAGGAGGAGUUGUACUGUAGUCUAGUGGGGAAUGGCCCCAGCCUGGCCCCAGCACAGACGCUGAGCCCGGUUCUCACACAACCUUCAUCUUCUUCACCGGUCAUGGUCCCCGCCCCACGACCACGCAGGAAUGCAAUGGUCUCUGGCAUCAGGCCCCGCCAGAAACGUGUCAAAGCUCUGGUGGACUGUAGGGCGGUCAGCUCUGAACAGCUCGCCUUUUUCAAAGAUGAGAUUAUUGUAGUUACAGCCACUGAUGACCCCCACUGGUGGGUUGGUCACAUAGAAGGAGACACAUCAAGAAUUGGGUCCUUCCCUGUCAACUACGUCCACAAACUGGGAGAAUGAAGGGACAUGGACUAUGCUUGGCGUACAGUGACUUCGGUAUGUUUUUCAUACUAGAUAAAAUGAACCUGCAAACCAUGGAGUUCUCUUGGAUGUGAUUAUGAACUGGAACGGGAGGAUUUGAGCAAACUUGGUUUAUUUCUACACAAGGACAUUGGACCCAAGGAAUAACCGAGGAUAUAGUGCCUUAUACAUUCUGACAGGCAUUCAUCCAGGAAACCAGGAUGGGAACUGAAGCCCCUUAAAGCUCCUGCAGACAUCUGACUAAACAGGCGAUACGUUUCCCUAAGCCACGCACUGCUGUUCAUACAGCCUGUUGACUUUUUCCCGCAUAUGUUUUAAAGUCAAUUUGGUCAUUAUUGACACAAUUUGUAUGGUUAGUUUUUGGGAUUUGCUUCACCGAUCCCAGAGAUGGAAAACCGCCUAAGGCACUUUAAGCUCGAUGAGAUGAAAUCCUCAGAGGACUAUGGAAAACUGUAGGCAUGUGCUUAGCCUGUCGAUGUGUUGUGAUGAACACAAUAGCGCUAUUAUUUUGUGGGGUGGAAACCUUGGCCCUGCUGCCUAACCUGAUUUUUGGGCACAAAUCCAGCACUACCUGGCCAGUGGCAGAAAGAAGGGGUAAGAUUAAUUUGUCAGUGGCUCUGGGUGUUGUCUGUCUGUGGAGAAUAAGGAAAGUAUAUAUAAGGAAAGAGACUGUCUCUGUUCUGCCAGGAAAUAGCACUUGAAGAUAGGAGGUCUUGUAAGUAACAGCACUCCGCUGUAGCAAUUGGUUCAAUGAAUACAAGCGCACACACAACUGUAUGCACGCAUGUGAUAUCAGAUCAGAUGAACACAAGCAGACUUGCACAUAUGCACAUACUCGUCUUGCAGGACUGAGGAGUACCAAAGUCACCUGAUCAAUCCUGUCCUAAGCAAGAACUGCUACACUUUGAUGCCCAAUAAGCAUCAAGUAGCAGCAAUCUUAAUAUAUUUUAUGACAAAUCCUCUCAUGCUUUUAAUGUAAAUAUUCAUCUUAUACCUGCGUACUGUAUAUAUUUCCCAUUUUUCAUAUUUUCUGAUUUGUUUUGCAAUACAAAGACAUGUUAUCAUCUUUACCGAUCAGUCUUACUGUUUUGUUGGCAACUUUUCUUUUUUUAUAAGCAGUCUAAAUGGUAAUGAAAAAGAUUGAGAGAGGGUUGAAUGUGCGAUCAUGAAAUAUCGUGUCGCAUGCAUCACCCACAACCGUUGCGUUUACUCAGAGCUGAUAAGCUGUACGGGUGACCGCGCUGCAGGUUUAUUUCCUGCAUGCUCACCUGUUUAGGCAAGGGCUAAAGAGGUGUCUGCCUGGCUAUCUCUAUCUGAUAUCACUAUUUGACUGUGUUAAUGAAUGAACAAGCAAACCCAUGAGAUUGACCUUGUAUGAUGUGAUUGUCAUGUGAUUGAGGAGAAAGACCACGCUUUAAGGACAAAAUUUGUACAAUUGUAAUGAGGAACUCAUUUGUGAAUUAUGUCAAAUGUUUGAAUAUAUAAGUGCAAUCGUUAUGACAUUAGAUCACAUUCACAUUGGUACAGAACUGUAUUUUUACAGUUGUAACAUACACAUAUGCAUAAUAAAGUAGUGUACUCUCUU
Molecule: messenger RNA, 4903 nt
Organism: Lampris incognitus (smalleye Pacific opah)
Lineage: Eukaryota; Metazoa; Chordata; Actinopteri; Lampriformes; Lampridae
Gene: asap3
Product: ArfGAP with SH3 domain, ankyrin repeat and PH domain 3
Exons: 26
Coding region: 232-3297 (1021 amino acids)
Biological process (GO): positive regulation of GTPase activity
Cellular component (GO): cytoplasm
Molecular function (GO): protein binding; GTPase activator activity
Source: RefSeq, a predicted model, not a curated record